Molecule: messenger RNA, 601 nt
Organism: Drosophila nasuta
Lineage: Eukaryota; Metazoa; Arthropoda; Insecta; Diptera; Drosophilidae
Product: GTPase Obg-like
Exons: 2
Coding region: 138-476 (112 amino acids)
Source: RefSeq, a predicted model, not a curated record
UUACGUGUAUGCGCCAUGCCAUUAAUUUAAUAUCGACUAUCUUGACUCUGUGUGUGUUGAAACUUUCAAUCGUAAUCCUUGAGCAGCUUGUUUUUGCUUUUGCUUUUGCGGUAAAAGUUAAGUAAAAAGUCAAGAAAAUGUCGACACUAUCUGACUAUUUAAUACGAUUGCUGCAUCGCACAAAAUCGGUCUUCUUGGAGUUAUUCGGACAACGUAAACGUUCCGGGGCAGAAGGCAUCGAAAUCGAGGCCAUCGAAUUGGAGCAAGUGAGGGCCGCAGACGUCGAGUCGAGUUCACAGUUGAAUAUUGAUAUGGAGAAGGAGAAGGAGAUGGAGCUGGAGAUGCAGCAGCUGCAUGAGAAGCAGCAACCACAACUGAACGAGGACGCUGAUGAUGAUGAUGAUGACGAUGACUCGGACGAUUCAUCAAACGAGGUUGAAUACUAUAGCUUUGAUCCCAUAGUACGAGAGUUGUAGUUCAAUAUGCUGAAGGUGCCGCGUAUGCCAGUUGGCCACGAUUGCAAUUGAUUUGCGCAACACAUGUAACUCGAGUGUUUCGGUUUAUUUUGCUGGCCAAUACAUUUUACGUUUAUUGGCCAAGC